AUGAUUGAGGAUGAGACUGAGGAAGAUCAUGGGGGAACACAUGACGUUGGACCUGAAGUGGAACAGGAUGAAUAUGUGAUAAUUGAUUUUGAAUAUGAAGAGUCUGACCAGGAGUUAGACAAAGAGAAGGGCAUAGAGGAGGCACGUAGUGAACCCCACCAGUUGAAAGCCCCAUCAGAUUCCCGCACGGUUCAAAGGGUUGAUAAAAACUAUCUACACUCUCUCGAGGAGGAAAUUAUCAGCCUUAAGCUUCAACUUAUUACAGCCAAGGAAAGGGAUGUAUGA
Messenger RNA from Lactuca saligna, 285 nucleotides. NCBI's taxonomy places the organism in Eukaryota, Viridiplantae, Streptophyta, Magnoliopsida, Asterales, Asteraceae. The record is from the annotation of a GenBank genome assembly.